CGAAAAAAUGUAGAUAUGACUGCGAUGUGUUGUUCAAGCGAGUGUCAAAAAAUUGACAUCGGGUUUAGAUAGGAUAAACUAAUUUUUAGAAAUAUGUCAUUGAAACACAAGAAUGAGUAUCGCAGGUCCAUUGAUGACUAUCAGCCUGCAGCUCCUGUCAGACGCAAGAUUGGUCUAUAUUGGAUCCUAGCUGCGCUAAGGAUUGCUCUGACUUUUGCUCCACAGACAGGUUACAUUCAUCCAGAUGAAUUCUUUCAGUCCAUCGAAGUUGUCUCUGGAGACCACUUUGAUAUCGAGGUCUAUAAGCCAUGGGAGUUUAAUGCCACCUUUCCUAUACGUACUGUGUUCAUUCCUCAGCUGGUAGUCGGUGUGCCCUAUGGGUUUCUCAAGAUAUUAUCUUUGUACACAUUCCAUUUCUUUGGAUUGUCAUUGAGGGGACCAUACUUUUUCGUGCUUUUUCCACGACUCUUCAUGUGUGCACUAUCAUUCCUGUCAGAUUAUUUUCUGUACAAGAUCUGCUGCAUGUACGGACAGAACUACAGAGUCAGACUCGUCACAUAUGCCAGUUCUUAUAUCAUGCUGACUUAUGCCACUCGUACACUAUCCAACUCCGUUGAAUUGGUGUUGACUGCUGCGUUGUUGUAUUAUGCUUCGGAAUGUAUGGCAUAUUCGGAAAAGGUGGUGCUCCAAAGCGAUUACCUUUCGAAGAAGUACAACGAAGCUACGACCGGAGUGGAACGUGUCAAGUACUACAAGCUCAGGGCAAUGUUGCCCUCGCAUUCACUGAACCACUGCUUUAUGCUGGCUACAAUAACGGUGAUUGGGAUAUUCAACAGGCCGACCUUCGUCGCGUUUGCCUUUGCUCCAAUUUUCUUCUGGCUGCAAAGAGGUCUGGGCUCCAGAAGCGUCGGCUUCAAAGAUUUCCACAUCAGAAUAUUUGUGUUCAUUCUCUGCGGACUACCGACCGCCCUGUUACUCAUCCUAAUUGAUAGCUUCUACUUCGGAUAUCUGACGACGGGUGAGAUAGGCCAGUUGAAGAUCGGGAUGAACAAUUUUGUGGUGACGCCGGUGAAUUUCUUCAAGUAUAACGUGAACACAAAGAAUCUGGAGGCGCAUGGACUACAUCCUCGUUUUCUGCACCUUCUCGUAAACGUUCCACUGCUGUUCGGCGUCCUGGGCAUCGUCGGGCUGCUGACGUUUACGAAAAUGGUGUACAGCGCAUUGAAGGCGCGAUGGCUCCAUCUACCACGUCUGCAGAGCAUCGUAGGUCUGAUGACCUGCACGUUCAUCGUUCCGAUCGCCUUGCUGUCUCUGUUUCCCCAUCAGGAGCCUCGUUUCAUAAUCCCGGUGCUCUUCCCGCUGGUGUUCCUUCACGCACCCGAACUAAGUCAAGUCCCCAGUUUGGACAUCGUCCGAAGAUUCAACGAUAACAGCGAUGAAUCCUCCAAGGAGCCUCCUCCACAUGGCAGGAAACCCAGGAAGUUGAUGCUCUGGUACGUCAGCAACCUAUUGCUGGCUCUCUUCUACGCUUUUGCGCAUCAGGGCGGAGUUUUCCCGCUGACGUCUCACAUCACGACGGAACUGAGGGCUAAACCCCAUCUCACACACGUGCACUUAUAUACUUCGUACAGUUAUUCGCUGCCUACAGCAUUACUACAGCUGCGAAACACUCAUAGAGUCUACCGCAGCAGCAGCAAUCACAAAUACAAGUUGACGCAGGAUUUCCAUCUGUACGAGCAGGGCGCCAAGCCUCUUCCACAGGUGUUCGACAGCAUCGCCAGGAAGAUCAGGGACUGCGAAGAGAAAUUCGCUGUCAAGAGGAUACCUUAUAGACUGUAUUAUGCGUUACCGGCCUCCGCGAUAAGCGAGUUCGUGGAACUGUCGAACAACAGAUCGAACAUGUUUAGAUUUCACGUAGUCAAGACUUUCUAUCCUCAUAUCUCCAUAGAGAGGUUGCCGUCUUUGCGGUGGUUCGACAGACUGGAAAAUCUGUUAAGUUUGCAGAGCAAAGAUAUCUUUAACAACUUCGUCGAAGUUACAAAGGAUGUUUACGAAUACAUUGAGCAGUUUAAGUUGCUAUUGCUAAAAAUCGAAUAUUUUUUGCCUGAAGUAAAGCAAGUACAAUGAAAGAGCAUAGUAAAUAAUAAUGAUUGAAUAAAUUUUAAAAAGAGAAAUAAUUUUUCCAGACGUUUAUUCUAUAAGGAAAUAUUAUUAUAAAUAAUUACAAAAUAAUGAAUAAAAACUAGUCAAAGAAAAAGAGAACUUAAAGUGAUCAAUUGUUAAGAGCUUUAUAAAGAAUGUUGAAACUUAGCUUAAGCAAUAUACCAAAGAAAUAUAUCUCAAUUCAUAAAAGCCAUUACACAAACAUACACACUCACGUACACAAAGGUAUACUUUUUAUAAUUUUUUACAUGCAAUUGUAAGAAUGUAUCAAAUCAUUAUGUGAUACAAUAUUUAACUUAAAGUUAAUUAAUAUAAAAUCUAGAAAUA
Molecule: messenger RNA, 2490 nt
Organism: Nylanderia fulva
Lineage: Eukaryota; Metazoa; Arthropoda; Insecta; Hymenoptera; Formicidae
Gene: PIG-Z
Product: phosphatidylinositol glycan anchor biosynthesis class Z
Biological process (GO): GPI anchor biosynthetic process
Cellular component (GO): endoplasmic reticulum membrane
Molecular function (GO): alpha-1,2-mannosyltransferase activity
Source: RefSeq, a predicted model, not a curated record